Messenger RNA from Micromonas pusilla CCMP1545, 1233 nucleotides. RefSeq lists its product as uncharacterized. Bases 1 to 1233 code for a protein of 410 amino acids. Lineage: Eukaryota; Viridiplantae; Chlorophyta; Mamiellophyceae; Mamiellales; Mamiellaceae. The transcript has a single exon. The record is from RefSeq and is a predicted model, not a curated record.
AUGGCGGCAGACGACGGCGACGCCGCGGACGCGGCGGACGCGGCGGACGCGUCCGCGAGGAUGCUCGCGGACGCGCGCGACGCCGACGUGGACAAGCAAGCGGAUCGGCUGCGCGCGUGGAAGGCGUCCGGGGCGCUGCUCCUCGACCUCCGAGACGCGAGCGAAUUCCACGCGCGCAGGAUCGAGCGCGCGGUGAACGUGCCGUGGCGGGUCAUCGACGGCCGGCUGCACGAGCUCCCGCCGCGGAGCGUCGCCCUCGCGAUCGUUCUUCGCGGCGGCGUCACACAGGACGGCGGGGACGACCUUCGCGAGGGAGAGGAAGACGGCGCGUCGUCGUCGUCGUCGUCGUCGUCGUCGUCGUCGCAUCGCGCGCAGAUCGCGAAAUUCCGCUCCGACUUCAAGGGCCUGCCGUGGAACGUCUGGGGGUUCUUCGUCGCGUCCGACGCGCUGUUCGAGCGCGCCGCGCCCGCGGCGGGCGUGGACGUCCUCGCCGGCGAGGUGCGGCCCAUCGACCGCGGGAGGCUGUGGGAGCCGUCCGACCUCGUCGCGCGAUGGCUCCCGAGGUUGGAAAAGCGAAUGCGCGACGCGUGGGACGCGGCGCCGGCGUUCGACCGCCCCUCCUCCGCGGACGUCCCGCUCGCGUCCCGCCCGCUCCUCGUCGACGUCGGCUGCGGCGCGGGCAGGGACGCGGUCUACGCCGCGCUCCGAGGCUGGCGCGUCCUCGCGCUGGACAGCGACGCGAAGGGUUUAGCGCGUCUCUCGUCGCUCGCCGCGUCGCACGGCGUGAGCGACCGCGUCGCGAGGAGGAAGAUCGACCUCGCGAAGACGCCGCCGGCGGACGUCCUCGCGCUCGCGGAGACGCUCGGGGGGGGCGGGGGCGAGGGAGACGGGGAGGGAGAGGGCGAGGGAGAGGGCGAGGGCGAGGGCGAGGGGCGGCCGGUGGUGCGCGCAGUGCUCGCGGUUCGAUUCCUUCAUCGACCGUUGGCGCGCGCGUUGCCCGGGCUGCUGCCGAGGGGCGCCGCGGUGAUGUGGUUCCACUUUCACCGCGGCGCGGAGCUCACCGCGGUCGGGCGACCGUGCAAGGAUAAGGACCUGCUCGAGGUGGGCGAGCUGGCUGGGGUGUUCGGAGAGCGCGGGGGGUGGGAGGUGGUCGGCGACGGGCAAGUGACGCUGCCGGACGGACGCCCCGUGGGCGAGUUCGUCGCCGUGAACGUCGCCGUCGACGCGCCGUAG